This is a messenger RNA of Centropristis striata (black sea bass), 3546 nucleotides long. RefSeq lists its product as uncharacterized. The record is from RefSeq and is a predicted model, not a curated record. Bases 1 to 3546 code for a protein of 1181 amino acids. Lineage: Eukaryota; Metazoa; Chordata; Actinopteri; Perciformes; Serranidae. The transcript has 2 exons.
AUGGAGGUGAAUACCCCUCACACCAGAGGGCACGGAGACUCAGCGGCCCGCUCGUGCCGCUGUGGGAACAAGAUUGCGAGCAGGGAUCCACACCAGGUCUGCUCGGGCUGCCUAGGGCUGGAACACGCCCGGCUAGCUAUCGACGUCCCCGGCUCGUGUCAACACUGCGCGGUGUUCACGGUCAAGAGUCUCCGCCGACGGCUAGCCCGCCAGGCUAGCUUGUCUGGAUUCGACCCCUAUCUCCCAUCCGACGGCGCCGCCGGAGACGGAGAGGAGACGGGGGUUGCUGGGGUGGCGGUACCGGAGGCUUGCGCCAGCUGGGGCUCCCAGGCUGACCUCGCCACGGUCUCCCCGCAGGAGGAAGACGUCCUGGAAUUGGACUAUGGGGACGAUGAUGACUGCGCCUCUGAACUCCUCAUAUCAGAGGAUGAAGAAGAGGACGACGUCUUCAUCACUCCGGCCGGGGCUGCAAAGCCCGCGGUCUCCGUUGCCUUUCGGGAUGGAGAUGAGAGUAGCUCACCAGCCUCUCCCCUCCCCAGCUCGGACAUGCUCGACGUGUGCAAACGCGCUGCUGCCCGGCUGGCCAUCCCCUGGCCCGCUGUCGUAACUGAGACCACCAGGUCCCGCUACGAGGGGAAGAAAUUGCCCCUGGCCAGGAGCGCGACAAGGCAACUUCUCCCCGUCUUCCCAGAACUGCUGGAUGAGGUGGCGCGCUCGUGGAAAGACCGCCCCUACAGCAGCAGGAGCCCGGUCCCCGGUGCCUCGUCCCUCGACUGUGAAGCGAUGGAGAGCCUGGGCCUGCUCCGUAUGCCUCCGAUGGAGCCACUCGUCGCGGCGCACCUCCACCCGCGGCUGUCAGCGGUAUCCUCCCGGAGCCCCAGCCUGCCGUCUAAGUCGGACCGUUUUCAGUCAGCCCUGACUGAAAAGGCCUACAAGGCAGCUGCGCUUUCGGCCAGAGCGCUCAAUGUCCUCUCCCUGCUCACGGCCUACCAGGCUGAGUUGUGUGAGGAUUUUGUGCAAACUCAGGACCCGGCUACGUGGGAGGAGAUCCCGGUCAUCACCGACCUGUGUCUCCGUGUCCAACGCUGCGCGGUCCAGGCCACGGGGAAAGCGAUGGGGACCAUGGUCCUGCAGGAACGGGCGCGGUGGCUCAACCUCGCCAACCUGUCGGACAGGGAGAAGGACGACGUCCUGGACAUGCCCAUUGUCCCGGAGGGGAUUUUUGGCUCCGCGUUGGCCUCAAUGCAACGGCGGUGUGAAGCCAAAAAGAAGGAGGAUGAGGCUCUCCAGCUCUGCCUCCCCCGUAAGCCCCCUGCGCCCUCUCCACCUGCGCAGCGUAAAACCUUCGCAGCCGCACGGCCUGCGCCAGAGCGAGCCGGGAGAGAUGGACGUUUGACGGCGGAGAGCCGAGUGCCGAGGGCGCAGCUAAUAAAAGCCAAAAGAAUCACAAUGAGCAGCGCGGUGGCAACGCUCGCUGUUCCCCCUCGGGUAAAAGCCGAGGCGGGGACGACGGGGCCGCCGCGCUGCCCACCCGGACGGCCGGCCACUGUGCCGUCCGGGUGCCGUGCCACUGUUCCACCACAGGAGGCCGCCACCGCACCGCGGCUGGGGCCUCUCGUGGUGGAGGGGCUGCGGUGCGGGACCACUCUCUCCCUCAGGUGGGAGAGAUGGGCCGCACUCGCGGCUCCGCCCUGGGUGUUGAGGACGAUUUCGCGGGGUUACAGGUUGCAGUUCGCCGCCGUUCCUCCGCGAUUCGCCGGUAUAAUACACUCUCAGGCUCGGGGGGAGUCAGCUCGUGUUUUGCAGGAGGAAAUCCUCUCGCUGUUAAACAAAAGAGCAAUCUGUGUCGUUCCCCCCGCACAGUGUCAGAGCGGUUUUUACUCCAGGUAUUUUCUGGUUCCCAAACGGGGGGGGACCGGUAUUCGCCCUAUCCUGGAUUUACGUGCUCUGAACAAAUUUCUCAGGAAAUACAAAUUCAGGAUGCUUACACACGCAUCCCUGUUGCGCCUUGUGCGGCAGAACGAUUGGUUCACUUCUGUCGAUCUGAAAGACGCGUAUUUCCACAUCCCGAUCUAUCCUCCCCACAGAAAGUAUCUGAGGUUCGCUUUCCAGGGGAUCUGCUACGAAUAUCGCGUACUUCCCUUCGGCCUGUCUUUAAGCCCGAGGGUGUUUGUGCGGUGCACGGAAGCGGCGAUAGCCCCGCUGAGACGGCAGGGCAUCCGCCUGGCCACGUAUCUGGACGACUGGCUGCUGCUGGCACAGUCGGAACAGGAGGCCAGAGCGCACACGCGUAUUCUCAUGCAACACCUGGUGGAUCUGGGUUUCGUGAUAAACGCGGAAAAGAGCGUGCUGUCCCCGGCGCAGGAGAUAAUCUUUCUGGGAUUAUCCCUGGACUCGGUGUCUUUCACGGCGCGCCUCUCGGCGGAGCGUGUGAGGGUCUUCAGGACAUGUCUCGCGCUUUUUCGUCCGGGGAAAUCUGUUCGAUUCAGGUUGUGUCUUCGGUUACUCGGGUUGAUGGCGUCUGCCAUUCUCGUAGUCCGUCUCGGUCGCCUCCACAUGAGGGAAUUCCAGCUGUGGGUGGCCUCAUGUGGGCUGGACCCCGUGCGUCAUGGCGCACAGAUGGUGCCGGUCACGCCGGGGUGCGCCGGGUCGCUGCGCCACUGGCGAGUCCCGUCCUUUCUGACCCGCGGGGUACCCAUGGGCUCCGUUCUGUCCAGGAAGGUGGUCACUACGGACGCCAGCCUGACGGGAUGGGGCGGGAUUCACGAGGGCCGGUCUGUGAGGGGCGUCUGGAGUGUGGGCCUCCAGCGGUCUCACAUACAUUUUCUGGAGCUUUCAGCGGUGUUCCUCUCCCUGAAACAUUUUCUUCCGUCUCUCAUGGGUCAUCAUGUCCUGGUGAGGACGGACAAUACGACGACGGUGGCGUAUAUCAACCGUCAGGGGGGUUUACGCUCCCGUCAGCUGCACAUGUUGGCACGCAGACUGAUCCUGUGGAGCUGCGGUCGUCUCCUCUCCCUGAGAGCGACGCAUGUUCCGGGAGUCCUGAACACGGGCGCGGACCUGUUGUCCAGGGGCGCGCCAGUGUACGGGGAAUGGACUCUGCACCCGGAGGUUGUGGAGCAGUUGUGGUCCCGUUACGGUCGGGCCGCGGUGGAUCUGUUCGCGUCGCGAGAGAACGCGCAGUGCGCGCUGUUUUACUCCCUGCGCGGCGUGGAUGCUCCCCUCGGCAUAGACGCGUUAGCGCACGCCUGGCCGCACGAGCUUCUUUAUGCGUUCCCUCCCCUGGCCUUGAUACCCCCCACUCUGUCCAGAGUGAGGGAGCACGGCCACGCGCUGAUUCUGGUAGCUCCGCAUUGGCCUGCGAUGCAUUGGCUGGCGGAGAUAUAUCGGUUGCUGUGCACCCAACCCUGGCAGCUCCCGCUGCGCAGGGACCUGUUGUCGCAAGGGGGCGGGAUGGUCUUCCAUCCGCACCCGGAGCGCCUGGCGCUCUGGGCUUGGCCCCUGAGUGGCUCAAUCUGUCAGCUGGGGGUCUCUCACAGCGAGUGA